UAAUGACAGCAGCCGUGGCUUUGCGUGGACGCUCUUCUCCCCAUCGCCGCAUGUGGCCUUUGAACCCAUUGUUGUGUCGCGGCUGACGUCAGUGCCGUCGGAGCGAGCGAGCGAGCGGCAUGCGCCUGGCGAGACAAAGGCGGCGGAGAGCUACUAGAGCGGGCUACGCCGGAGAGAGCGAACGGGGUCACGGAGCUCCCAAUCCCACUUUGUUUUUUUUUUCUCCCUCCCCACCCAAAGAGCCAACACGGUUUCGGGGGCUGGCGUUUCCCCGACCAUGAAAACACUCUCAGGAAUACUCAGAGACAGCAACGGGCAUCCUCUAACGUUUUGUAUUUAUAUUUUUAGGGGGACAACUCGCAUCUUUUAACGCCCCCCCCCCCAGUUUUAGCGUGCUAGGCGGCUAACGUGUUAGCUCUAAAAAGGCUGCUCCUCCCUCCUCCUUGUUCCUCCUCUUCUUUUUCUUCUUCCCGGCUUACUUUCUCAUUUGUUCUUGAAGGAACGAGGUGACAGCGAAGCGUGGCGAGAGCGAGUCGACAAAGUGAGGAUAAAGUAAGUUCGGACGCUGUGAGUGCAUUUAGGAAUCAAAGUCUCACUCCCGACAAGCAGGCAUCCGUGAUCUGAUGUGAUAUCCACGGAGAGACUAUGCCUAGCCCUUUAUUCCACCCGGACAUAAUGGACCACGACGUGGUGAUCAGCAGCCAGCACAAUGGGGUCGCUCUGCCCCGAGAAACGGACCAGGAGUCCCGGGACGAGGACCACCAGGAGGUGCUCCGCUUCGCCCUGGACCAGCUGUCACUCAUGGCCCUGGAGAAGGUGGACUGUGGAGGCGGGCUGGUCGACACACUGGACGGGACCCAGGCUCCCGGCUCGGAGGGCUACGCGGACCUCCAAGUGUCCCGGGACUCGCCGACCUCCUGCUCCCCCUCCCCGGAGUACUACGGCUCGGUCGGCUACCACAUGGCCGGCGGCGGCGGCUCGCACCCGAUGCUCCACGGGGAACAAAGCUCCUCCGUCCUGUGCAACCGAAAGCGAAGCGUCAACAUGACGGAGUGUGUUCCCGUGCCCAGCUCCGAGCAUGUGGCCGAGAUCGUGGGGAGACAAGGUUGUAAGAUCAAAGCCUUGCGUGCUAAAACCAACACUUACAUAAAGACCCCCGUCCGUGGCGAGGAGCCGGUGUUCAUUGUGACGGGGCGCAGGGAGGACGUGGAGAUGGCCAAGCGGGAGAUCGUCUCUGCAGCCGAGCACUUCUCCAUGAUACGGGCGUCCCGUUGCAAAGCAGGAGGGUCCGGAGGAGGAGGGGGAAGUGGAGGAGGGGGAGGCUCACUUCCUGGACCACCGCACCUCCCUGGACAAACAACCAUUCAGGUGCGGGUGCCCUACAGAGUGGUGGGUCUGGUUGUGGGGCCGAAAGGAGCCACCAUCAAGCGCAUCCAGCAGCAGACCCACACCUACAUCGUGACGCCCAGUCGAGAGAAGGACCCCGUGUUUGAGGUGACCGGCAUGCCCGAAAACGUGGACCGCGCCAGGGAGGAAAUCGAGACUCACAUCACACUGAGAACCGGAACCUUCGUCGACCUCCAGGGGGACAACGACUUCCACACCAACGGCACGGAUGUCAGCCUGGAGGGCCUGGGCGCCCUUGGCGCCGGCCUGGGGGCAUCCUUGUGGUCCCGGGCCACCAACCACCAUUCCGCACCCCCGCCGCCUCCGCCCUCUCCGCCGCCUGCCGCCAUCCCAAUGUCUGUAACCCGCAAGAUGUCCUCCUCAGUGUCCUACCACGCGCACAACGGCGGGAUGAGCUCCGAAGGCUACGGCGGGGGCCGUAAGGGCAACGAGGGGGCCAGCCCCACCAGCCCCUUCAGCACGGGUUCCAGCAGCGCCGGCGGCGGAUUCACUUUUGGGGGCGACUCCACUCCGCUCCCCUCCUCAGACGAACUGGGCUUUGAAUUCAGCGCUUCCAACAUCUGGGCCCCUUUCGCCAACGGCACUAACAAAUCGGGCGGGUCCUCGCACCCGCAGCCGCCUCUUCGUCGCAACAGCAGCGGCCUGAGUGGCGGCGCCAUUACGCCGCGGCUGUCCCCGACGCUGCCUCAGGACGCGGGGGCCGGCCCCCUUGAGCACCCGCUGGCCCGCCGCGCCCAGAGCGACCCCCUGAGCACACUCUCUUGGCUGCAGUCUGGCAACGCGGGCGGCGGCGGCUCCGGCUCUGGCUCCUUCUCGGGGGGCUCCAGCUCUAGCUCGGGCGGCUCGUCCACCGGUUACUCCUCCUGCUCGGCGUCCUCGCUGCCCGGCGGUUCGCCCACCGACUCGGAGGGUGGCGUGGGCCUCAGCUCCGGGAUGCUCAGCCGGCUGAAAGGCGGGCCGGGCCCCGGCGUGGCGGGCCUGGUUGGCGCGGGACCCGGCGCCAACAGGGACUGCUUCGUGUGCUUCGAGAGCGAGGUGACCGCUGCCCUGGUGCCCUGCGGCCACAACCUCUUUUGCAUGGAGUGUGCCGGGCAGAUCUGCCAGUCCGCCGAGCCUGAGUGCCCCGUGUGCCACACGCCGACCACGCAGUGCAUACGCAUCUUCUCUUAAUGACGGCGGGAGCGUGCAGCGCGGGAAACGGGGGGAGGAAGGAUUCACACUAAUACCCUUGAACACUCAGUGGACCAUAAUAAUAAUAAUAGUAAUGCAGCAUUUCUAAAGACAAUGAUGCUGAUGAAUAAUAACAAUAAUAAUAAUGACGCUAUAGAUUUAUUUGGAGACAGUCUCUUGGUGGGGAAACUAGUGUCUUAUCUCUCUUCAGGCCUUCAUUUUGAACCCCUUGCAUCUCUUCAGUCUUUGCUUUUGAUUCCUUUUGUACUCAGCAGAUAUUUUUCCAUGAAGCUGUCCGACGAGGCCUGCACUUUUCUACUUGCGUCUCUUCAUGACCCCCACUUUCUCGCUUUCUCUUUGUCCUUGCGCCCUUCUAUGUGACAUUAAUCCACGGGUGUCAAACUCUCUUUUUAAAAAUUUAAUUAAUUAAAAAAAAUUUUUUGUCAUGGGCCCCAUCAUAGUUAUGAUGUCCAUCAGAGGACCAUUAUGAGGGAAACCAUAUAAAUGUACAGCUCUGGGGCAAAAAAUAAUAGACCUAAAAAAAAAAGCUUUACCAUUUUUGGGUAUUUAGAACUUUUUUCAUGUUCUGCUAAUAAAUGCUCUAAGUGUAAAUGAAAAUAUUUGUAUUUGGAAUUUUGUCAGUAGUUUAUAGAAUAAUGUUCAUUUUGCGCAAACGUAUACAAGUAGCAAAAUUAGAGAAAUUGAAUUUUGCAGCAGUCUCUUUUUUUCAGAGCUGUAUAAUUGUCUCAUAUGCAACAACUUGAUGGAUACAUUUUGAAAUCAGAAGUCAUUACCCUUUUCAAAAGGGAUUUUAUUAGUAAAAAAAAAAUGCAAUUUCUCUUUGUAAGUGAAGACUAAUUUCAGUUUGACAAGAAAUAUAAAGUAGACGCAAAGGAUUUUUCUGACAUGGCGGGCCCGAUCUGGCCCCAGGGCCUUGAGUUUGACACCUGUGACAUUAAUCCUAUUGUUUGGUUGCGCCCGGCGUGUUGUCACCCACCCACCACCUCCACCCACCACCUCCUCCUGCUCCUCCUCUCCUCUUCUGUUGUGGCCUCAAAGACCGAAAGUAGCCAUCAAGCGAUGCCAAAUGUCUGUAGAAGUGAGCACAUUGUCUCUACUUGUGGAGCCCAGUCAAACAUUUGACAAUCCUCCUCAGAUACGUGUGUGUGUGUGUGUGUGCGCGCGCGCGAGUGGACUAGUCUAUCUCUGUCCGCACAAACCAUGAUACCCCACUUUUGCAUUGUGUUUCUAUCGCUUUGAAAAAUCCUACGUGUGUGCGUCCGUGCGCGUGUGUGUGUGUGUGUGUGUGUUUUGUCUGCUCCAGUUCACCUCCCCCCACGGCAGUCUCCAAGGCAGGAGCUGACCCAUCCACGCCCUCCCCCACUCACACCCACGCACACACACAUGCGCGCACACGCACACACCCUCCUAGUCCACUCACAUCCUGUCUGUUUCGCUUCCAUCGGCUCCUUCAGCCUUUUCUGUGUGCCUGUGAGAGAGUGAGUGCUCGUUCGUCUUUUUUGCUGUGAGUGUGUUUGCGUGUGUGUUGCUGGUAAAGGAGGUUUUUUUUUUGUUUUGUUUCUGUGAGAGAGUAUGUUGUAAGUAUGACAUUGAGAGUGUGUGUGCGCGCACUUGAGUGUUUGUGCUGCUGUGUCGGAGUGUACGUGUUUCUAUGAGAGAAGAGUAUGAGUGAGAGCAUUCUUUGUGAUUGUAUGCCUGUGUGUGUUCCUGACUGAAAGAGAGGGUGUUAGUGAGAGAAGUAUGCGAGUGUGUAAUGUGAGAGUGCAUUGCUGUCUUGAGUCUUGGUAUGUGUGUCCCUGCGAGAGGAGUGUCAAAGAGUGCUUGUGUUUGUGUGAGAGCGUGUGUGUGUAGUGCGAGUGUUUUCAUGUGUUGCUAUGUGUGAGAGUGGCUAUGAAUGUGUAUACUUUGAGAGUGCGCAUGUUUCUGUGAGUCUGUUCCUGUGAGAGUGACUUUUGUGAUGUCGCCCAUAAACAUUUGCUCCAACAAGGAGGUCUUGUUUAAGCAGAGUUCCUUCCAUACAAAAAAAACACACACAAGGGGUCAUUUGAAGUAUUUUCCAUGCACUGUUACCCUCCAACCCAACCCCUGCCCCCUUCCCUGCCCGCCUGCCUGUCCAUAGGAACACGAACAAACAAAACGCAAACAGCUCUUACUGUUUUCAUUCCGGUCUUCCGCCCCAAUCUGGCAGCAAAGCUGUGCGGCACUCUGCAUCCAUACGUGGUGCACAAAAUGGACGCCUGUGCAUCGUCCUUUAUUUUUCUCUCGUUUUAUUUCUCCGUGAGUUUGCAGUAACUGCCUCCUUUUUAGUGUUCACAACAUUUGUAUACGAAAUGUGCUCAAGACGCGAAGAAGCCAUGACGAACUCGAUUCUAAUGACAACCGAUUCUUUAAGGGCUUCCUGGGUUUUUUUUUUGGUUUUUUUUGUUUUGUUUUAUUUUUUAGGCUCACACAGUAGGAAGAAUCGACCAUCCUUUACGGCAGCUAGUGGCGAUCAUCCAGGGCUUCCACGCACAAUUUAUGUUCUAAUCCCAGCAAACAGCAGAAUGUUUCGCUUGAUCUUGGACUGAAUUGUCACAUGGGAUUUAAUUAAGUGGGGCUGUUACAUGUGUGUGCAAGAAGGAAGUGCGUUCGGAGCCCUUAAAGCCCUUCUUUAAAAACAGGAAAUUUAAACGUGUUGUUGUUGUUGAGUCCAGGUGGCCAAUGAGAGAAUGUUAGGCUUAAUGUACAGUACUUUAAUUGUUAAAAAAAAAAAGGUACAACUUUUUUCAGAUUGACUGCUGAUUUUUAUUUUUUUAGGCCCAAUGUGUUCCCCUACCCCCAUUUUCUCACUUAAAGGUUUGAAAACAGGGUUUCCUGAGGCAUGCUAGCCUGACCUCUGACCCUUUUUUUUCUGAUUAAGGGGGGGGGGGGAUGCAAAGAGAAGCCUCUGCAACGAAGGGGGCAGGGCGCGGAGCCAGGGGGGGACUCGUGCAAGCUCCCGCCUGCCCCCCGCUCGCCUAUUUUUUAUUUUUUAUUUUUUUUGCUUUAAUUCUCUUUUGUACGCUGAACCAAAAUGUAAAACCACGUCAGCAGAAGUACCUGUGUGUGUAAAUAUUGGAACAAUCAUCGGCGUCUCGUUUUCGUGAGCAAAAUGGCUUCUUUGAAAACGAGAACUUGUAUCGUUACUUGUAAGUUAACCAUCUGCAUGUCAUUAGAUCAUUUUUAAGAUUUAAAAAAAACUUUUUACACAUUUUAUUUUUACAAUUGAUUUGCUUACCUAAAUAUCCCAGACAAUAAUGUGACCGUUUAUUAAGAUUUUUUUAUUUUCAUUUUUUUUAAUUUUCAUUAUUUUCUGUGUACUACAUAUAGGCAAUUUAUAACAAAAUGAGAAAAUUAUUGAAGAAAAUUUUAAAAUUGAAAUAUAUUUUAUUUGAAAGUUUAUGGACCUUUUAACGGAGAGCCGGGAAAAAUUGUAUCAUGAUAUGAUUUGAGCUGGUUUGACGGUUAUGAGAAAUGUAUCAAGAGUUUUAUUUUUUAUGCUUCUUUAAUAAAGUCUUUGGUUUUUGGUUUCAUUUUUUUACUGUAAAAUGACAA
Phyllopteryx taeniolatus (common seadragon) is the source of this 6171-nucleotide messenger RNA. RefSeq names its product RNA-binding protein MEX3B. Gene Ontology annotation, molecular function: RNA binding. The transcript has 4 exons. Lineage: Eukaryota; Metazoa; Chordata; Actinopteri; Syngnathiformes; Syngnathidae. The record is from RefSeq and is a predicted model, not a curated record. The coding region runs from base 646 to 2577 and encodes 643 amino acids.